AUGCCUUUAUACCUCUGUCCUUCUUCUGUUGGGAACAGGGGGCGAGCGCCAGGAGGGGACAAGACUGACUGGGUCAUGCACGAGUACCGGCUGACAGAAGAUGCAGCAGGCGGGGCUGUUUCUGGCCGAAACAGCAGCAGAGACGAUGAAGAUACCAACCUAGACACCACUGGUCCGGGAGAAGUGGGUGGUGCUGCAGAUGGUGGGUUAGCCAGGAGCAGCGACAGCAGCCUGAAAGCUCGCAGCCCAGAGCAUCAAACUGGCAAAGCUCGAAAAAUUGAUGUGGCGUCGUGGGUGGUUGUGCGGGUGGUCAAGCGAAGCUCCCUGACAACUGAGGAGCAAGCGACUGUGACGCAUCAGUUGAUGGCAGCACAACAAGCAAUGGUAGCACAGCAAAGGAUGGCAGAGCAGCAAAUGGGUGGGCCUCCCCUACAAGGUGCAAAUCCGCGGCUCUUAGUUCACCCGCGAGGGAGCGGAGCAGAGCUGCAGGCAGGUGCCACUGGUGGGGAUAGAAACGCAGGCUGGGCUAGUGGUGCAGGUGGUGCUAGCGGUUCAGGUGGUGCUGUGAAUCCAGGAAUGAGGAAUAUCGAGCAACGACAUGAAAGUGGAGUUAGAGGAAUGGCAGGAGAGGGGCUUAUGGUGGUUCCGGAAGGAAAUCACGCAACUGGGACCGGUGUGGGUGUGACCCUGACUGUCAGGAGUAAUUCACCCUCGACAGAUUCCCAGGGGGAUAACUCCCCAAAUACCCUCACAGCCAGAGAAUCACCCAACUCUUCCUUCUCCGCAAUGCCUGUAGACGUACGGAGCAGUGACACAGCAAGCCAAGCAGCAGGUUCGGAUACAGGAGCAGCAAAGGGCGGGUUAGUAGCAGCGAUGGCGUCUGUAGCAAUGGAUGUAGCAGGAGGAGGAGCAGCAGUGGGAGCAGCAGUAGGAACUGGUAACCUCUCCACACAUCCAACUCCCGCUUUCCCUCUCCUCAGGCUGCCCACCUCGCAAACUAGACUCUCCCAUUCUUCCUAUAUCCAGGCUGGUUCUUUUGAGACGCCUCAAAACACUGCUGGCAGCAGCAUCAGGCCAGCAGUGCAGCAAGGGUUACAGACCCCGCAAAUCAGCAUGCCACUACUGCAGCAUCUGUUGUUGCUCCAGCAGCAGCAAAGCAGCAAUGCAACAGUGCAGCAAGGGUUAUUUCACCAGCAGCAGCAAAUAAGCUAUUCAGCAAUGCAGCAAGGGUUCUUGCCCCAGCAGCACCAACACAACAUGCCGGCAGCACAGCAAGAGUUCGAGCAAGUGCUCUUUCACGACCCAUCCUUCAGGCAGCUUUUGUUUCAGGCAGAGUCUUCAGAGCCACCUGCCAGCAGAGACGGAGACCCUCUUAUUCAGGUCGAAGCAGAGGCAGAGCCUUUUGGGCUAUGGGAGGUGAUGCAGCAGGGGAUGCGCACUGGGGAGGAUCAGAUGGUAGUUCCAGAAGGACUGACAGUACCAGAAAGAAUGACAAUACCACCUACACCAGGUGCCACCGUGCUGACACCAGCCAAUCCCCUCCUUCCGCUCCCCCCCACCCACACCCACAUCCAGCUUCUCUCUCUCCCACUCACGAGAGCAACACCAAACCAGCAAGCUGGUUUCACGGUUACCUCUCAGCAACAGCAAGGCCACAGUGCACCACAGCAGAGAGGUUACCAGCAAGCGAUCGCAGCCCCUUUUUCCUCCUGGUCUGCUCCUCCACACCCGUUCCGUCCUACACCUUCUGCUUCCAUGUCUGCAUCCUCAUCUGGUGAAUCUCGCCCCCGUGCAACGGCUAGUGUUGCUGCUGCUGCUGGUGCUAGUACUCACCCAGUUGGUGCUGCUGAUUCAGCUGAGCCAGGGGACACAGAAGCAGGCCAAACGAACCAACAGGAGGAGAUGCAGCAGCUGGCAGAUCUUCUCCGAUCCAUCUUAGGAAAUCCAGAGCCCAGCAGGGGAAAAGACGCAAGGGCACACAUAGUGAAUGUUGGGUACCCAGAGCAGCAGCAACAGCAGCAGCAUGACCAAUAUUCCCUGCAUGAAAUACUUCAGCCGCACAUGUCUCAGCAGCAGGAACUCAGUCCCGACCCCCCCCGUCCCAGAAGCGCUUCCUGCCCUGCUGUCCCUCUGCAAGGUGCCAAUCACCAUGUAACGCCCUUUCGUACCACCCACAGCUACAACCAUCCCGGGUCAUUGCAAGGGGCGGUGGGUGUGCAGGGUGAGCAAGGGAGGACAGAGAUGGAAACCCAGAGCGACUCGCUCCUCCAUACCAGCGUGUGGGGGAGAGGUGGAACGGAGAUGGCUGGAAGGGGAAUGAGGGAGAGGGGAGGGGUGGAGAGGACGGGGGGGAAGGUGGCUUGGAAGCGAUUAUCCGCCAUGUCAGCUGGUAUGGAGGAGCAGGGGGCUCUGGGAUGGAGCAGAGAGAAGCGAACUUGCCAGGAGGGGUGGGAGUUGCAACAACAGGGGUAG
Messenger RNA from Closterium sp. Naga37s-1, 2472 nucleotides. The record is from the annotation of a GenBank genome assembly. Lineage: Eukaryota; Viridiplantae; Streptophyta; Zygnematophyceae; Desmidiales; Closteriaceae.